Messenger RNA from Penicillium robsamsonii, 513 nucleotides. RefSeq lists its product as uncharacterized. The coding region runs from base 1 to 513 and encodes 170 amino acids. The transcript is spliced from 2 exons. Lineage: Eukaryota; Fungi; Ascomycota; Eurotiomycetes; Eurotiales; Aspergillaceae. The record is from RefSeq and is a predicted model, not a curated record.
AUGACUCGACCAGGAGAUUUCGAUCAUCUGUACAGUGCUGAAGUCAGGCUCGAACAACCUUCCUCGCCUAGGGCGACGUUUGUACUCGAUGAUAGAUUGUCUGAAGAAUACCAAACCAUGACACAGGAAGAAUUUAUGAAGGCCUCGGCCAUGCGUUUACAGCACUCAAGUUCUCAUGUCAUAAUCUCUUCGACCCAGCCCAACAGGGCUUUAUACGGCUCUACUAUCAAAUUCCGAUUGAUGGUCCGAGCUCAGCAAGCUCUCACUCAGCAUACCCAUGCGGAAGUCAAAGCUCUCAUAAGUCUCGAUCACAAGAACUGCACUGCAGUCCCAAAGUUACUUGGUUAUGGUAACCGGGUGCAAGGCGUAGAAGAUUACGUCCCUGGGGGUAAUACCAAUUAUCUCGCGUGGAAGCGAGUGGCCGGUGAACCGAUUGGCUCCGUUUCUUACUGGGAACGUGACCUCGCAGACCGGGAGGAGGUGCGUUCCGCUUUCCGCGCUGCUUAUAAGUAA